AUGUAUACACAACAAAAACAAACACAAACACAAACACAAAAUGUUAACAAUAAUCAAUCACGAAUAAUACCAUCUUCUUUUUCUUUUCAAUCAUCACAAUCAAAUAAUAAAGUAUAUAAACCAAUACCAUUGAAAGAGAUGGAAUUAUUUUUAUUCACUAUACCAAGUAAAGAAAAGACUUUAAUGUUAACAGAUUUAGACGAAAAUACGACAAAGAAGGAUAUAGAGAUAGCAUUUUCAAGGUUUGGUUUAAUCUAUGAUAUUGUUGUUUACACAAAUAAAAACUCUAAGCGAAUAUUAGGGUUAAUUAAAUAUUGUCUUGAAAACAGUGCUAUAUCAGCACUGAAUCAUCAUCAUACCAUUGAAAAGAUAAAAAUCAAUGGGAGAGAAUGUACAUCUGUAGUAUUAUCAAGUUUUAAAAGUGACAAACCCUUUGAAAUACCAUUUCCAAAAUCAUUACAAAUUAUCAAUCAUCUUUUAGGUUUUAAUCAAUGGUCUACUGAAAUAGAUAGAUUCGAACAUGAAUACACUCGAGAGAUUUUACUUGAAACUGAUUUAAAUGGUGUACCACUACAAACACCAAUUAGAAAAUAUGAAUCGAAAUGGUAUGCUUUGGUUUAUUCAACAUUCAAACAAAUUGACGUUAGAAUUAGUACAGUUUCACAUGGUGUUGGUGAAGACUCUUGUAAGAUUGAGGCAACUAGAAAUGCUAAAAAGGUUGCAGUUUCAAAUUCAAGAAAAUUAGCAUUCACAAAAAUUGGUAUACUAAUCAUUAAGGAUCAAUCACCAAUACCCUGUAUAUUAGAUCAAGACUCAAUAGUAGAUAGUAGUUCAAAUAAUUUUAACUCUGAUUGUAAUCAAUAUAUGUUUGAUAAUAAUUUAAUUCAAAAUGAUGAAAAUGAACAACAACAAGAAGAAGAAGAAGAACAACAACAACAAGAAGAAUUUGAUGAAAAUGAAUUUCAAAAUAAUGAUAUAGAUUUCGAUUUUGAUACCAAUGAUAGUAACCCAACUGAUUUAGAUGUUGAUGUUGAUGUUGACAUUGAUACUGAUGUUGAUUUUAGUUCUGAUAUUAAAAUUGAUGAUUCUAAUGUUGAUGCAGGUGUUGAUAUUGAUGUUGAUAUUUCAAUACCUUGA
Messenger RNA from Dictyostelium discoideum AX4, 1137 nucleotides. RefSeq lists its product as hypothetical. Gene Ontology annotation, biological process: double-strand break repair; DNA recombination. The transcript has a single exon. Bases 1 to 1137 code for a protein of 378 amino acids. Gene Ontology annotation, molecular function: nucleic acid binding; RNA binding. The record is from RefSeq and is a predicted model, not a curated record. Lineage: Eukaryota; Evosea; Eumycetozoa; Dictyosteliales; Dictyosteliaceae.